Molecule: messenger RNA, 549 nt
Organism: Diceros bicornis minor
Lineage: Eukaryota; Metazoa; Chordata; Mammalia; Perissodactyla; Rhinocerotidae
Gene: ARL14EPL
Product: ADP ribosylation factor like GTPase 14 effector protein like
Exons: 4
Coding region: 91-549 (152 amino acids)
Source: RefSeq, a predicted model, not a curated record
AAUCUAUUUCAGUGCUGGAGAAAUGCCUGGCUGUAUAGGGCUAUUCCCAUGCAGCAUUUUCUGAAGGGAUUUUUUUUGUGUUGAUCAGAUAUGAGUGAACAGUCAGAAAAACACAAUUCCACUCAAGAGGGACACACAGGUCGAAGUUCUCCUGAGAAAAACUGUCAAAUCGGACAGAAGCAACUGCAACAGAUAGAACGGCAGUUAAAAUGCUUGGCAUUUCAAAACCCUGGACCACAAGUAGCAGACUUUAAUCCUGAAACAAGGCAGCAGAAAAAGAAAGCACGGAUGUCAAAGAUGAAUGAGUAUUUUUCUGUAAAACACAAAGUUAUGAAGAAGUAUGACAAAAGUGGCAGGCUAAUCUGUAAUGACGCUGACCUGUGUGACUGCCUGGAGAAGAACUGUCUUGGCUGCUUCUACCCCUGCCCCAAGUGUAACUCCAACAAGUGUGGCCCUGAGUGCCGUUGCAACCGGCGGUGGGUCUAUGAUGCCAUUGUCACCGAGUCUGGAGAGGUGAUCAGCACACUGCCAUUUGAUGUUCCUGACUAG